AUGUUACGAGCAAUAUAUCUCGACUCUUUUUCAUUCCUUACUCAUUUCGCUUUUCUUAACCGACAAGAAGAAAAAGAAGAAGAAAACAGUCUUAAUAAAUUUCAAUUAUCAUCACCAGAAGCAGCAGCAACAAUCAAAGAUAAUUUUCCAACCCCGCACUUCCACACCGACAUGUACACGACUCGCUUUGAAAUUUCAGAAAAGCGUAGCAUCUCCUCGUAUCAGCAUUUAAAGACCAGGGAGACAUAA
Clunio marinus is the source of this 249-nucleotide messenger RNA. The record is from the annotation of a GenBank genome assembly. NCBI's taxonomy places the organism in Eukaryota, Metazoa, Arthropoda, Insecta, Diptera, Chironomidae.